Parascedosporium putredinis is the source of this 603-nucleotide messenger RNA. The record is from the annotation of a GenBank genome assembly. NCBI's taxonomy places the organism in Eukaryota, Fungi, Ascomycota, Sordariomycetes, Microascales, Microascaceae.
AUGGAUAAGUUUCUCGGGGCCCUUACUCAGGACAAAGACGACAGCAGCGGCCCCAAUGCCUCGAGUCUCGGCACCGGCAAUAGUCCGCUCGCUGGCAACCUCCUUGGCCUCCUCGACAAUGACGACGACAGGCAACGUGCCGCCGACGAUGCCUCUCGCCGGGCUGGCGACUCCGGCAGCAGUGACCUUUUCAAGAGUAUUCUCGGCUCUCUGAGUUCCGACAAGGACAAAGUUGCGAAGCAGGAUAUUGAUGAGGAGGAUGCUGUUAACAAGCAUCAAAAGUAUUUCGGGAACGGCGACAACGACGAGCAGGCCGACUCUCGAGGUCUUGGUUCGGCUGCUGCCAUGCAGGCACUUAAGCUUUUACGAGUGGCCAGGAAGCCCCCAAAACCUCUUCCAGCACCAAGUCCGAGACUUUUUGACCAGAAGGCAUCCCAAGGCCAGGUUGCUCCCGGUGCCUCGAAGGAAUCUGCUGUUCAGCAGGCUGGAGAGAUGGCGCUCAAGAUGUACCUCAAGAGUCAGGCCCAAGGAGGUGGGAGCAGUGCUGGUGGAAGCGGUGGCGCAGGUGACCUCCUAGGUUUUGCUUCGAAGUUUCUCAAGUAG